GCUUGGGAGAGUCAGGUUGGCAGCUGGAGUGACGCCGCAGCUGUCGAGGAAGAGGAUACGCUCAGGAAGGGCGUUGUUGCUUGAGACCGUGAAACGACGAGCGUGAGAUAGGCGCUUCGUCUGCCAACAUAAAGGCCGAGUGCCGGUCGGACUUUUUUGCAGAUAGCAAAGAAGGUGGUAGCGUCCGUGGAGGACCCACCGGUGGCAAAACAGGUGGUGGCGUCCGCAGGCGUCUGGCUGGUGCAUUCUGUCACGAUACCGCAUGAUCCGCGGUGGAUGACGGGAUCCGAGAAUCUGGCGAUGUUGGUGCUGCUGUGCGGGAUGUCGAGCUUCUCUCCCGUUACUGCCGACGGACUCUCGGAGCGGCGUCACGGUGCAUGCCAGCCGGUGUCCAUCCCGCAGUGCGCCGACUUGUCCUACAACCACACCAUCUUGCCGAAUCUCCUGGGCCACAACAACCAGGAGGAGGCGGCGCGGGCGAUGCGCUCCUUCGAGCCGCUGCUGAGCACCGGCUGCUCGGCGGAGCUCACCUUCUUCCUGUGCGCCGCGUACGUGCCGGUGUGCACCGUGCUGGAGGAAGCCAUCCCGCCGUGUCGGGGACUGUGCGAGUCGGUGCGGCGAGGAUGCGCGGCCCGCAUAGCCGAAGAAGGCGUCCAGUGGCCGGACAGAUUUCAAUGCGAGGGACUCCCCGUGGAAGGAAGCCUGUGCGUGGGCAACACCGCCUAACUUGCAGAAGGACGACUUCUUUGUUUUAUUUCCCUUCCGUCAUUUUCAUCUGCUUUUUGAAAAACGGUUGGGAAAAAAAAGGAAUAAAUAUAUUCGUGUUAAACAAUGUAAAAGUAUUGUAAAAAUCAAAUAAUAAAGUUUAUAAGGGUUUCCCUCA
Nerophis ophidion (straightnose pipefish) is the source of this 883-nucleotide messenger RNA. Its product is annotated as frizzled-7-like. Bases 277 to 726 code for a protein of 149 amino acids. The record is from RefSeq and is a predicted model, not a curated record. The transcript is spliced from 2 exons. Gene Ontology annotation, cellular component: plasma membrane. NCBI's taxonomy places the organism in Eukaryota, Metazoa, Chordata, Actinopteri, Syngnathiformes, Syngnathidae. Gene Ontology annotation, molecular function: Wnt receptor activity; Wnt-protein binding. Gene Ontology annotation, biological process: canonical Wnt signaling pathway; non-canonical Wnt signaling pathway.